Messenger RNA from Monosiga brevicollis MX1, 1232 nucleotides. RefSeq lists its product as uncharacterized. The transcript has a single exon. Bases 225 to 1232 code for a protein of 335 amino acids. The record is from RefSeq and is a predicted model, not a curated record. Lineage: Eukaryota; Choanoflagellata; Craspedida; Salpingoecidae.
CGAUCUGGCAGCGCUCUUGGGCCUUGUCCCUGCCAUUUGCCCCAGGAGAUCACCGAGUCGGAUGUGUUGUGUUGCAGCCAAGGUGGGGCUGAAGCACUGAAGCCUCAACGCCAGGAUCGACCGCCUGCAUUUCAAACUCAGAGGCUGAGCAACCUGAACAAGAUCUGUCCCGCCAGUCGUGAACCGUGCCUCAGGCCGUGCCCAAAGCCGGAAAUCAACCCACCAUGAUGCGAUCGGCAGCCGCGCCCAGAUCUCCGACGAGUGGGGCCAAUGAAGCCAAUACGCAGCGGACCCUUGGUCCAACGAGCCAAUCCUCACGGGUUGUGCCUGAUAGCAUGACCAAUGACGACGAUCACCAGUGUGCCAGUGAGCGUAUCAACGCCAAAGCCGCCCCCAAGACCCGUGUCCGUCGCGAUGCCAGGAUCAACACCAAGUCCCAAACAAACAGCAUGAACCAGGCCUCAGCCGCGAGUAGCAAGAGCCAAGACAUGGUCGGCCCCCGGGGCGAGUCCGCGAGAAGCAAACCGCAGUCCCGGCGCGCGCGUGCGCAGGCCGACGUGAGCGCCAACGCCAGUGCCAGCACCAACACCAACACUAACCGAAAUGUUGGCGGCAGCACCGGCGCCAGCCGCAGCAUCCAGACACGUGCGCGCAAACCCAUCGAUAUCAAAAAACCGCUUCGCGAUGUCGUUCGCAUGAUCAUGCAGGACCCCCAGGGUGCAUACACUCAAACUAAGAACUUGCUGAAAAAAGUUGGGUGUAAAACCCUUGUUGCGUUUGUUAUCCAGCUGGUGGCAGACCACCAGCGCGAGAGCAGCGACAGCAGCGUCCAAAGUCAUCAAAGCAAAAGCCCCUGGUGGACCAUGGUGCUGAAUGCCUUGAUGCCGAUGUUGCCUCAAGAUUUGAAGCGACCGAUUCUUGCACUCUUCACUUGUGUGAAUGAGGUCUUGAGCACGCUGUCUCCCCUACAACUCGGCGGUGUGGGUGUCCUCGUGGUCUCCGUUGCCUUGACUGUCUAUGAAUACCGUCACAAGAUUGACUGGAGUUUACUCCUUGAAGUCGUCCAGCCCGUGUUGGCGAGUCAAUUCGCGUUGAAGCCCAGUGACAUGGCAAACUUGUGGGAUUUCGCGUUGAAGCACAGCGACACGGUCAGCUGGACUCUACGUGCCGUGCAAACCUUCUUGUUCACGGGUUCCUUGGUACCAGCGACCUUCCAGCUGGCAUCAACAUGA